CUGAUUGAACCUACAAGCCUUAAUCAACGCCGUCCGCUCUUCUAAACAGUGAAGUCCAUGGCUUCGAGACCCACGCUCUCACAAUAGCCAUCCAUGGCGACGGCGGAAGCGCAUCUUCUCCGGCUGGUGAUAAGCUGCCGGAAGCUAACGGCACAAGUCACGAACGGCGCGACGGAUACAAUUGUCGCAAUGGCGUCUUCAGGUGAACAGGAAUUCGCUGCCGCGACCCGCGCCAGGAUCUAUCGCCAUCCGCACUCCCGACGCUUCUGGGACGAACGGGUCGCUGCACGCGUCGGAGAGAAGCUCGCCGUUCGCCUCCGCCAGAUCGGCGUCUCCGACGUCCGCCUCCACCUUGAAGACGGCAACCAAGAGCCCCUCUCAUUGCCUCACCAUUACCGACGGCCGAUCGCUUCCCUGUUUUACUCUGUGGAGCGGGCUGGCGUCCGUGUUGAUGGUGCUGAUGAACUCCGAUGCGAUCGUGAUCUCCCGGCCGGGUAAGUUUUUUACUUGUUACGGCCUCUGUCCGACCUGUGUUAGGGUUUCAGAAUUGGACUUAUUCGGAGGCGUUCUUGUGUUUUGAAUUGAAUUUGAGCAUACGUUUUUUUAAUUUAUUCAUAAAAUUAUGAUAUUAUGUGAAUAUUACAAUAAUUUUUUAAGCAUUGAAGUUGCAUUGGUUAUAUCUAUGAAGAGAAUUUAAAAUU
Molecule: messenger RNA, 701 nt
Organism: Dendrobium catenatum
Lineage: Eukaryota; Viridiplantae; Streptophyta; Magnoliopsida; Asparagales; Orchidaceae
Exons: 1
Coding region: 94-498 (134 amino acids)
Biological process (GO): translation
Cellular component (GO): ribosome
Molecular function (GO): 5S rRNA binding; structural constituent of ribosome
Source: RefSeq, a predicted model, not a curated record